Molecule: messenger RNA, 4169 nt
Organism: Hydra vulgaris (swiftwater hydra)
Lineage: Eukaryota; Metazoa; Cnidaria; Hydrozoa; Anthoathecata; Hydridae
Source: RefSeq, a predicted model, not a curated record
UUUUUUUAGACCUACCAUUUAUUAGAUAUGGAAGGAAAUUGUCACCUGUCUAUUUAUUCCCACCCACCCUUGUUUUACUAAUCUAAUAUGUAAUGUAACAACCAGUUGGGGCUUUAGCUAUAUUUACUUGUAAGAAAUUUAAGUGUUUACUUUUAAAAAAAAAAUUAUCUAAUAUAACUUUACAUUUUUUUUGCUAUUUAAAUAAAGUUAACAUUUCCUUUAUGUAUUAAAACCUGUGAAAAAAAUAAGGAUUAAAUUGUAUUAGAUUUUUGAUUUUGAUUUCAAACAUUAGUAUAUUUUGUAUAUUUUUACAUAGUGCAAAAGAAAAUUCGUAAUAUAUAUUUUAUAUUGUUGUACAAUUUAAAAAAAGUUUAUAUAUUUAUGUUUAGAUUUUAUUAAAAAUUAUUAAAGAAGUUAACAUAGUUCUGUGCUAUAUAGAAAGUGUUUAUAGUUCAAAUUUUGAACCCAACUGUUGUGCAUAUACCAAAAGUAUUCAGUAUUUAAAACUUUUAUUGUACUAUUACCUCAUUUUUAUAUUUUUUUAUAUUUAUGUAGUUAUCCUAUAUAUAACUUUAUAAUUUUAAAGUUAUCAUGCCUCCCAAGACAAAAAUGAUGCUUAUUGGCAAUUUAAAAAAAUAUAUAAUUGCUAACUUUACAUUGGCUACCGAAACGAGCAUUGAUUGUAGAAAUGGGCAUAUACUCUUUAUAUUUAUUAACAAUGGAGAGUUAUUUACUAAAACUGUUGCAAAAGUUUAUGAGUGUUUUAGCAUUAACACUUGCAAAAAUGAAAUCCAAAAUCUUGUUAGUGUAUUUAAAAAAUGGUCCUACAACUUUUCAAGAAAUGCCACUGAUAUAGCUGAGUUUUGCAACAAGCCAUUUGUGUUUCAUGCACCGGUGCUGACAAUUUCACAUUCAUUGCCACUUACCUCUAGUCCAAUUGAUACUGUUUCUUGUUCUUCAAUCUCAUCAUCAGAAAAUAUCAGUUUUAUAUCUCCAGUAAGUAGUGCAAAGCUAACUCCCACAAACAAUAGCAAAAACAAACAAAAUCUGUAUAAUUUACGAGAAAAAAUGACUCCUACAAAUAAAAAGUUACAGAGUCGGUUAUUUUAUUUGUCAUCACAAUUAGCUAACUCUUCUAAAGAACAACGUUACCAGAUAGCAUUAUUGAAAUCUAAAUUGAACAACAUGCCCUACAAAAUAAAAGUUUUAAGACAAAGCGUUAAAAGAAAAGAAGAAAUUAUAAAAGCUUUAAGAGCUGAAGUUAGAAAUUUGAAACAAAAAUUUAAAUCAUGUUACUACAAUAGGCGUAUUCGAAAUCUUGUAAUGAAAAAAAAGGAAAUGAAAAUUGAAGCUAGAGAACAGCUAAGACAAGUAAUGCUCAAACAUAAUACUGUUAGUAGAGAAAAUAAAAUGGAAAUUGCUAGAUUAGAAAAUGAUAUGACCCAAAUAGAGGAGGUUGAUCGUAUUGCUUCAGUUACUUCAGGAGAUAAUAAAGCUUACUCAAUACAAACUAGAAUGAUAAUCUAUAGCAUGUUAUUGUGUAAUGUUCCAACAGGUAACAUUCCAAUUCUAUUGAAAAAAAUUGCACAAUAUUUUGGUGUUGGUUUGUUGCAUAUUCCCCAGUGUAUCACUGUUGAGCAAAUGGCUCGUGAGCUUGGUUGUAUAUCUGACAUGCAAGCAGCAGAGUGGGCCAUCUCCAAUACAAAUCUUACUCUUGGGUUUGACGCCACCACGCAGGAAGGUGUUCAUAUUAAUAGUGUCCACUUAACGUCAAAAAGUAAAUGUCAGGUCAUUGCUUUAGACCAAUUGCCUGGAGGGACGUCUGAUGAUUAUGAAAAACAUAUAGGUAAUGCAGUGGAUAAUAUGGCUUCAAUUUAUUCCAAUUUUCAUAUGCUCUCCUAUGAUGAUUGUCGAAGUUUGAUUAUUUCAAAUAUAUCAAACACAAUGUCAGACAGAGUUGCAGCCAACCACCUUACUAUAAGCAAACUUUGUGAAAAAUGGGGAAAAACUCUAAAUGAACUAAACUGCCAUUUGCACCCUCUUGACACAAUUGCUACUGAAUGUCGAUUAGCAUUAAAGUCUCUAGAAAAUGAAUAUUGUGAUUUAUUUGGAUAUGAUUGUAUGGCAGUUAAAAUUGUUUUGGCUAUGAACAAAAUGAGGUUUAAAGAUGUCAAAGGCGAUCCAAAAGGAUUUGUUGAUUUUUUAGACAAUAACAAACUAAAUAGGGGUAUCAUUCCAAGAUAUAGAGGAAACCGUCUCCACAUUCUUUUCCAUACUUGUUAUAUUUUUAUUAAACACUAUAAUGAUUUUCUAUGUUUUUUGACCUCUGGAACAGUAAAAUGUGGUACUUUACAAACAGUUCUGCGUGCAGCAUUUUGUAACACAACUGCUAUAAAACAAAUGUGUGUUCUUGGUUUAUUUGGAAAACUUCUCACUGGGCCAUGGAUGACUAAUUUUUAUGUAUCAGCUGAAGAUGCAAACUUUGAUCAUGUCAUUGGUAUCCAGGUAGUUAAAGAUGUUUUGGAAACAAUAAGCGAUUGCAAAUCCAAUCCAGCUGAAUUGUUUAGCAAAACAACUGAUUUUUUUGAGAAAAAGCUUCCCCCAAAGAUUUUAGAACCAAUUACAACUCUAUGCGCUAUUGAUGAUCAGCUUAUCAAGAUGACUUUUGCCUGUCUUAAGGCAGUGGAGGAUGUCUUGAUUCGACAAUAUGAAAGAUACUUUUCCAUUUCUAUUACAUCUAAAUUUAUGGAGGAGACAGCUAGUGCAAGGCUUCACAACAUAGAUAGUGAAGAGUUGAUGGGUAUGUUUAGUGAAGCUAAAGGGAGAUCCCCUAAUGCAACUAUUUGUUUUAUAUCUUGCAAAUUGCGAUCUAAAAAGAAUAUGACUAUGGAUUAUCUUGAUAGUCUUGACCAAAUAGAGAGAGAAAAUGUAGUUAAGUGGUCUAUUAAAGCAGCUCGUAUAAAAAGAAUAACAAAUCGACUGAAUUAUACUGCAUUAAGAGCAGAGAUUUCAAAAAGACAGACAUGCAAAAGGCAAAAAAUGGAUGAAAAAGAAAAAAGGAAGUUGGAACGAGAACUGAGUUUGCUAUCUUUUAAUGAAAUAAAGAAUUUAUACGAGCACUUGUCUACUAAGCAACUUGAUGACUUAUAUGAUUUAAUGUAUGAAAGAAUUGUUGGAAGAGAACUCUGUCAUGAAUGGUUUGAUUCAGAUAAUAGCAAGUCUGUCAUUUAUGAUGGGAUAGUAGAAAAAGUCAAUAAAAGAAAAGAUAACAGAAUUUAUACUAUUUCCUAUUGGAAAAAAGAUGAAACUGAUUCAGAAGCUGUUGACCAUUGCAUGAAAAAAUUCCAACUUGCUGCUGAUAUUGUAUCAGGAGAGUUGAUAUUUUCUUAAUUCAAUAUGCUUUAAUGUUACUUAAUGUUAUUGUGCUUUAAUGUUACUGUCUAAUAGAAAAAGUAGUAUUGCAUGUGGUGUGACUGGCAAUAGAGUAUAGAAAAACGGAUACUUUGUUGCAUCCAAUGUGGUAACUAUGACGAUGAAAAACAGAUACAGCAAGUGGUGUGACUUGCAAUAAAGUACUGCAAGUGGUGUGGCUUGCAAUAAUAUACCGCAAGUGGUGUGACUUGCAUAAUAGUAAUGGCAAGUGGUGUGACUUGCCGAAAGGAAACUGCAAGUGGUGUGACUUGCCAAAAAAUACCGCAGGUGGUGUGACUUGCAAAUAUGGUAAUGCAAGUGGUGUGACUUGCAAAAUAGGUACCACAAGUCGUGUGACUUACAGAAAAGGUACUGUAAAUGGUGUGAUUUGCAAUUUUUUUGAUAGACGGCUCUGGCUUACGUUCACGUCGUGUCUAUUGUUAAAAAUGAUUAUUAUUUAGUUUCAUUGAUGAAACUUAAAAUUUUAAUCAUUCACUAAAAGCCAAGACGCAAGUAAGUAUUUGUUGAAAUUUAAAGUAUUUUUAUUUUUAAAUAUCUAUUUUAGGUGGAAGGGAGGUAUUCGAACGCUGAUUUACAAAAAGAAUGGCAACAUCUUAUAAUGUGGUAAAAUGAUGCAUCUUGUAAUGUGGUUGGAAGGCGCUGUAGCACACACCCUUCCCUUGAUUCUAAAUGUGCGCUACUAGUGUGAAGACGAGAAAUUUUUGUUAUUAUUUAAAAAAAAGUUUUUGUAAUUAUAA